This is a messenger RNA of Linnemannia hyalina, 2466 nucleotides long. Lineage: Eukaryota; Fungi; Mortierellomycota; Mortierellomycetes; Mortierellales; Mortierellaceae. The record is from the annotation of a GenBank genome assembly.
AUGGCUGCCUUGCGGGCCAUGCUGCAGAUCCGCUCAACGGACAGAACCUCCAUCGACCAGCAACGCGACUCUCUCGACAUUGACCACCACCCUUAUCACACUUCACACUCUACACCGGGUAGUGCCCAGUCGUCCUCUGUCCAGAGUCUGUCGACAGGGUCAUCUGUCUACGGUCAUCACCACCAUCCUUCUUCCAGCCAAAGCAACUACAACAACAACAACAAUCUCACCAGCAGCAUCAGCAGUGUGGUUGGGGUGAAAUCAACGACGCCCGCCAAGAAGCCAACAUUCAUCGUCAACUUGGGACUCCACUCGGGCGCUGCUUCUGGGAACCUAGGACUUGUCAAGUUUGCGUUGGACAAUGGACAGCCGAUUGAUUCGGUUGUCAAUGGAGUCUAUGCUAUUCAUGCGGCGUGCUGCAAUAACAAUGUUGCUGUUGUUCUCUACCUGAUUGAACAUGGGGCAGAUGUCAAUGCGAGGAGAUUGCCUAGGAAAAACAGCCCCGAAAAAGGAGUACAAACGGUUGGCACGACCGGCUCGACUCCCUUGCACUUUGCAGCAGCCAACGGGUGCCUCAACGUCGUGGAUAUUCUUCUCCGGCACGGGGCUAUCGUGGACAUGACAGACAAGUAUGGAACAUCGCCGUUAUCAGUUGCUGCGGCCAGGAAGCACCCCGAAGUCGCCAGUUUGCUCCACCAAUACUCAUCCAUGCAGCGCGGUGUUCAGGACCUGACCCCAGACACAGAAAUCAGGGAUCCAUGGCCAGAACGACGAGGCAGCACUGAGUCAAAUCGUCGCGGUGCCACCGUUGUUACCCCUACCCCAUCAUCACCCUCCACCUCCACCGCCACAUCUGCUCGCUCGUCACCAACAGGGCACUCAAAAGACCCCAGCGCACAAUCCUUGCCAGCCACUGCAACCUCACGCGGAAACUACUCGACAACGCGGGUCGCUGGUCAGAGGCGCAUCAGUCUCCCUUCCAUUACAGAGUCACCUUCAUCACCCAACAUACCUGCCCCACCUCGACAGUCUUGCGAUUUUGGAAGGACUCCGCAGUCAACAGAGCCAUUGAUCAGGACCACAUCCUCGCUUCGAUCCACCAACUCGCAACCCACUCGCAACAAGCCAAACAACCUCACCAUCUCUUCACGACCAUCAAUGGAUGUAUCCCGGCCCUCCAUGGAUAUGUCACGUCCAUCUGUGGAUAUGACACGGCCCUCCAUGGAUAUGACACGACCAUCAAUGGAUAUGACGCGGCCGUCGAUGGAUAUGUUACGACCCUCGAUGGACAUGUCAAGGCCCUCGAUGGACAGUCAUCGGAGGCAGGAGCCAGCACGGCGUGGAAUGCAGCGGUCUCAUACAACUCAAGACGGCGAGCAACAAAGAAAGCCACUGGGAGAGUCGGGGGACACACCAGCAAUGAAGAGACGCAAAUCGAUGGAGUCGGCCAAGUUCUUGUCACCUCAUUCGGCCAUGACGUCGGUCAGUCGGCGUAAGUCAUUCGACCAGCUUUCCAGCUUGCGAGACCCGGAUCCUAAGAGCAGGCGGUCGUCUUCUGCAUCUUCGACAGCCUCUCAAAAUACAGGAUCUUCAGCAACAUCAGGGACAACAAACACCAGCAUGUCGGAGCACACACCCGACUCUACCUCUGCGAGUAUGGCCCCCUCGGGCUAUCCUCAGCAACUCAGUGGCAGCGAGAUCAAGGCCUUGUAUCUGAGCGGACGUACGGAUUCAGGAAACGCCUCAAUGCUGCCGUCGCCCCUGACACGGUCGAUCUCGCAGCCUGUGAUAGAGCAAAUCAAGCCCAGGCGACCUCCUGUCUCGUUUGCGAGCGAGCCUGUUGUUCGCCAGUCGUUGGACGUUCAGCGUCUUGCGAUGAACCAGGAGCGGGCAAACGAGAGCGAGCGACUGAAUGGACUGCUGAAAAACGACUCGGAUUCUGACCUGCCUGGACAGCUCUUCCGCCGGCGAACGAUGCAGGAGCCCAUAUUGAAUCCAUCGAGACUGUCGAUCCUUCCACGCCAUCACAGUAUGGGUCCCUCAGGGAAUAUGGAAACUCGUAGCACACCGACCUCACCGGACGAAAUGCCAGGCAGCGGAAAGGGAUCGCACUAUCAGCAACAACAUCACACGCUGUCUUCAUCGCAAGAUUCGUCAAAGUCAUUGCAGGAUAUCGCAGCGCCUCGCCUCAGCACGAGUUCGAUUUCUUCAUUGUCGGGCAGUUCGACAGUGGGACGGUUCUCUCGUAUGUGGUCCUCGUCAGCGAGCAGUGCGGCAGCAGCAGGUGGCAAAGAGAACAGUGCACCAGGCGUGGUUGCGGGCAACUGGAACGUGGGCGAGUUUGGCGAGGCGAGCGCUGAGGCUGCGGCGCAGAGUCUUGCCCGGCCAGAGCUGAACCGCACCCGUGGUGGUAGUGGUGGUGGUGGCAUGUUGAACCGGCUCUCUGGCAUCUGGUCUCGUCGAUAA